Molecule: messenger RNA, 1392 nt
Organism: Chlamydomonas reinhardtii
Lineage: Eukaryota; Viridiplantae; Chlorophyta; Chlorophyceae; Chlamydomonadales; Chlamydomonadaceae
Exons: 6
Coding region: 219-902 (227 amino acids)
Molecular function (GO): protein binding
Source: RefSeq, a predicted model, not a curated record
GGUUUCACGAGAGGAGUUUAGGCAGGAAAGCUUCGGAAGCGAAGUUCCAUUUUGCUCGCAGCAAGAAGCCCCGAACCGCUCGCACAACAACGGAAGCACUAGCCGUUUGACGCACGCACCUUCCCAACGGACGGCCGCGGCAAUCUCCCACGAGCGAUCGUGCCAGCACUGGCAGCAACGUUGGCUACCGGAGCCGAGCUCAUCGCCUCGGUGCAGACAUGGGGUCCACAAUUGAGGAGGUCAUGCGGCGGCGGCAGAAGGAGGCCGCCGACGCGUAUGAGGCCAUGUGGGCGAACGGCGCCGGCUCGCACCACCCUGACUACGACCCCGAGGUCCCCGCCGGCCCCCGGGUGGUCAAGGCCAGUCGGGCCACUGAGGAGCUGUACGGCGCCAUCGUGCGCAACGACCUGCACACGGUGUACGACAAGAUUGAUGAGGGCGCAGACGUCAACUUCGUGUUUGGGCCCGCCUACUCCUGCCCCGAGGGCUACACGCCGCUCAUGGUGGCGGCGCACCGCGGCCGACUGGAGGCGGCGCGGGCGCUGCUGCGCGCGGGCGCCGACCCCAACUACAUAAACUACGGAGGUGACAGUGUGCUGUUCUGGGCCAUAGACGGCGGCCCGGCGCUCAUCCGGCUGCUGCUGGACUACGGCGCGGACGCCGACGCCGUGACGCCGCGGGGCUGGACCGCGCUGAGCUACGCCAAGGCCAAGGGCAAGUACGGCGCAGUGGAGGACAAGGGCAUCUACCCCGAGGACGUACUGCUGUACCACGGCGCCAAGGUGUACGGCGAGGGGCCCCCGGCACUGGGCAGCCGCUCCCCCCGCCACUCCUACAACCCGGCUGACCCGGCCUUCCUGCGCGAGCGCGGCAGCUACCAGAGCCCCUUCCCCGAGCCCUGAGGCGCAAGGCGUGAGGUCUGGGAAGAUGCGGGGACGGAGGUGCAGCGUGGCAGGUGCAUGGCAGGAGUGUGUGGCAGGCGCGGUGGAGUUCUGUAGCGGAGUGGGGACGGGAAGGCGAGGGAGGACCAAGUGUCAGUUAGAGGACUUGUCGGGGCGGCGAAGGAAGGUGGUCAGCUACUGUGCGACGUCUGCGGGUAAGGCACUUAGGUGCCCUGAAGGUUAGCGCGGGUGUGGAAUGGGUUUCAGGGUCGGUCAUGAGUGAAACCCUCGCCCGUGUGUCCGUAUGACGAAAGCGUGGGGGAAGGGCGUGUAGGCGAGAUGGCAUCUGGCAGAGGCAGCGAGCGCUCGGACGGAGAUGCCUGCGGCGAGGGGGAUGAGCGAUCAGAUGAGCGAUGCGAGAGUCUGGGUGUGUCCGAUCGCUGUGGUGCCAUGAUGCCGCUCUCGGGACGACAUUUCUUUCAUGGCUGUCAAGUUAAGUUAUACCCAUGCC